Molecule: messenger RNA, 2728 nt
Organism: Brassica rapa (field mustard)
Lineage: Eukaryota; Viridiplantae; Streptophyta; Magnoliopsida; Brassicales; Brassicaceae
Product: proline-rich receptor-like protein kinase PERK12
Biological process (GO): protein phosphorylation
Molecular function (GO): ATP binding; protein kinase activity
Source: RefSeq, a predicted model, not a curated record
UGAAUUUGCGCGGUAAACCCGGGAAUCAAGGAAGGAGUGACAUUCCCAAAAGAAACAAAGGGCCAAUACGAAGAACAAAUAGAGUUUUUUUUUUUAAUCGAUGAAAGGAGUGAGGGAGGGCACAGGAGACGUGCCAACAACUUAUCAUCGCAUCAUGUCAACUUGUUAGAUUAUUCCUUUUAAAAAAAAUAUUUUCUUAUUUCUCUUUUUUUUAGAUUAUUUCUCUCUUCUUCUUCUUCUUUUUCAUUUUUUUUUUCUGGGAAAAGAAACUGAGGGAGGGAGAGAUAUACAGGUUCUCCUUCCAUUAAUGGCUUGCAUUUUCUCUACCUGAUGUAAAAGGUCCUGCAUUAAUAAACCCUAGUUUUUUUUUCUCUCAAGGGAGGGAAAAUUAAACAUUUUUAAUCAGCGUUUAUUGUGCUUUUCUGAGUUUGGUUUAUUUUCUUUGAUCAUUUAAUUUGAAAAUCAAUUGUUUCCAUCAAUUGAUUAACCAAAUAGCUUUUUGAGGUUAGAUCAUUAUGUUCUGAAUGUUGUUUCUGCAAAUAAUUAUAUAAAAAUAUAAAUGUCAGACUCCGGCGGUUCCCCGGCUUCUUCACCGCCAGCACCACCAGCCGAUUCAGCUCCCCCGCCGGAGACUUCUCCUCCUCCACCGUCUGACUCAUCACCGCCGCCACCCUCUGAUCCACAACCGUCACCUCCUCCUCCAGAUUCACUUCUUCCUCCGCUACCUUCGCUUCUACCACCAUUAACCGCCACUCCGCCUCCAGCUUCAAAUCCUCCACCGGCAGACUCAACCAACUCUCCGCCGCCAACAUCAACUGAAACCCCUUCUCCUCCUCCUCCUGCGAAUUCAGAUGCUCCACCAAACGAAUCCAACAACCCACCUCCAUCUCCAGACGUUCAAUCUCCUCCUCCUCCACCGUCAUCUCCUUCAACAAACCCUGAAACCCCACCGCCGGAAUCUCCUCCUGCUCCACCGUCAGACCCCACCAACUCUCCCCCAAUCCAACCAUCACCACCAGCUUAUUCCCCACCGCCUAGCUCCCUCCUUGCACCACACAAACCUAACGGUGGCUCCGGUAGGCCCGUCGUGUCUCCAUCAGUCCCCAGCAGAGAAACGCCUCCCACAAACAGUAGCAAUGGAAACCAGACUAUGGUCGGUAUGGCUGUGGCCGGUGUCGCCAUCAUGGCCCUUAUAGCCAUUGUGUUCUUUGUAAGAAGAAAGAAAAAGAAAAACAUUGAUGCCUACGCUCACUCACACUACUUACCACACCCUAACUUCUCCGUCAAGUCAGAUGGAUUCUCAUACGGACAAGACCCUAGUAAAGUAUACUCUGGUCCUGGCGGUUCAAUGUACAACUCCCAGCAGCAAUAUUCCUCUAUGGGGAACAGCUACGGUAGCCAAAGAGGUCAAUCCAAUGACUCUGCUAUCCUCGGAACUGGCCAGACUCAUUUCAGUUACGAGGAGCUUGCGGACAUAACUCAAGGCUUUGCUCGGCACAACAUUCUUGGAGAAGGCGGGUUUGGUUGCGUCUACAAAGGUACGUUGCAUGAUGGUAAAGUUGUUGCGGUGAAGCAGCUUAAAGCUGGAAGCGGACAAGGUGACCGUGAGUUUAAGGCAGAGGUUGAGAUCAUCAGCCGUGUUCACCAUCGGCAUUUGGUUUCUCUGGUCGGUUACUGUAUUUCGGACCAACAUAGAUUGCUUAUCUAUGAGUAUGUUUCUAAUCAAACGUUGGAGCAUCAUUUGCACGGUAGGGGAAGGCCGGUUUUAGAGUGGUCUAAGAGAGUCCGGAUCGCUAUAGGAUCAGCCAAAGGGUUGGCGUAUCUGCAUGAAGACUGUCAUCCAAAAAUUAUUCACAGGGACAUUAAGUCAGCAAACAUUCUGCUUGAUGAUGAAUAUGAAGCUCAGGUAGCUGAUUUUGGGCUUGCUAGACUCAAUGAUACAACACAAACUCAUGUAUCAACUAGGGUUAUGGGGACCUUUGGGUACCUAGCGCCAGAAUAUGCAUCAAGUGGAAAACUGACUGAUAGAUCCGAUGUGUUCUCCUUCGGGGUUGUUCUGUUAGAGCUUGUAACGGGACGUAAACCAGUUGACCAGAACCAGCCACUAGGAGAGGAGAGUUUGGUCGAAUGGGCACGUCCGCUGCUUCUAAAAGCCAUUGAGACAGGAGAUUACAGCGAACUGAUCGAUAGACGACUCGAAAAACAUUACGUGGAGCAUGAAGUCUUCAGAAUGAUUGAGACAGCCGCUGCUUGUGUUAGACAUUCUGGUCCUAAACGUCCACGCAUGGUUCAGGUUGUGAGAGCAUUGGACUGUGAUGAGGACUCUGGAGAUAUUAGCAACGGAAUCAAAGUUGGGCAAAGCACAACUUAUAACUCAGGGCAAUACAACCAAGACAUCACGAAGUUCAGGAAAAUGGCGUUUGGUUCUGGUGAUAGCGGAGAGGCCGGGAUGUAUAGUGGAGAUCACUCUGUCAUAAGCUCUUCUGAUUUCUCAGGGAAUGAAUCCGAGACUCGACCUUUCAAUAACAGACGUUUCUAAAUUGGUGAAAGUAAUACGUAUAUUUGCCUCUUUUUCUUGAGCUAUGUAAAACCAUUCUUUUUGUGUAUUGUGUUGAGAUGCAUUUCUUGUUAGGUGCCUUUAGGUUUUGUUUUGAGAGAGGCUGAAUAGUGAAGAACUCUGCAGUCUGAUGAAAACGUUCUUCCAGAAAUUUGUUGAUUUUUUUUUUAA